Messenger RNA from Gasterosteus aculeatus aculeatus (three-spined stickleback), 1879 nucleotides. It is a transcript of the gene bacc1, whose product is annotated as BPTF associated chromatin complex component 1. Gene Ontology annotation, cellular component: NURF complex; MLL1 complex. NCBI's taxonomy places the organism in Eukaryota, Metazoa, Chordata, Actinopteri, Perciformes, Gasterosteidae. The record is from RefSeq and is a predicted model, not a curated record.
ACCCCCAGUCGCGCAAACAUUCCCUUUAUCCCGUCUACCUUUGUUGUAAAAUAUUUGUAAAUAUACAUUUUCCUGCUGAAUGUGUAACGCGGGAAAGGCUCCCGGUGGAUUCCGAUCGAUGCGUCUGAUUAGAUGCGUUUGUUCUCGUUUCUCACGAACCUCUAUGGAAGCGCGCUAUCGGCGCGAGCCAGCUAGCGUUACAGGAGCUAACCGUAGCUAGCAGCUAACGGCGCGAGCCAGCUAGCGUUACGGGAGCUAAACUUAGCUAGCAGCUAACGGUGUGUUCUCUCUUGAAAAGUCUAAAGGAAGCUGUGGCUCCUCGCCAAGAUGACGUCAGCUUCUGCUAAGGUUGGAGAAAUCUUCUCAGCAGCCGGAGCAGCUUUCACCAAACUAGGAGAGUUAACGAUGCAGCUCCACCCGGUGUGUGACUCCAGCCCGGCCGGGGCGAAGUGGACGGAGACGGAGAUCGAGAUGUUGCGUCUGGCGGUCCGUCGGUUUGGAGACGACUUGAACAACAUCAGCACCGUGAUCAAGGAGCGCACCGUCGCUCAGAUAAAGAGCACCGUGAAGAGGAAGCUGUACGAGGACAGCCGGGUCCCCAUCGCCGCCGACGCGUCCAAGAAGACCGCCAAGAAACCCGCCGGGACGACGGGGCCUGGUGCCGCUCCCGCCAUGAUUGCCGUGUCGACUUCGCAGGUCGUCGUGGCGACAGGCAUGCAGGGCGGGCCCUCUCUGGCCCCUCCCCUCAAGAAGCAGAAGACGGCAGACGUGACCCUCAGCGCUCUGAACGACUCUGACGUGAACAGCGACCUCGUCGACAUCGAAGGACUCGGAGACGGUUCGUCCAACAAGAAACUCAACUUUGACCAAGAGAGCCUGAACUUGGACUCCAGCCUCAUCAUGAACUCCAGUGACCUCCCACUGCUGUCCCGCUGACCUUUGACCUCUCGGCUCAGUACACUGUUGAUUUUAAAGUUAAACGUUGAAUUGUCCAGGAGACAAAAUCCAUUGAUCUUUUUAUUUUACGCUUCGUCCUCGUUGGAUUUCCCCCAUACACCUUUUUCUUUUUGUUUUUGUUUUUGUUGACAUAAUUAUAUUUCCAUCAGCGAGUUUAGCGUGAAAACAUUUAAACAUAGUUUUGUCUUCCUCUUAUCAUGAAGAAUAACGUGAAUCUUAUUCCGGGUCGUCAUGGUAACCGUAGUGUCACUUCAGAUUCCUGAUUUUUAACCUUCACUACUGGAGUUAAGAAUUCCUCAAAAUGAAAAUUAUUAACACGUUUACAACCAAAUGUCCAACAAGGAAUGAUUUCAUGCUCCUGAACCCUCAAAGACUCUUAAACUGCACAUUUGAAUUAAAUGUUAAAUAUAUUCCAUUUCUACUUUUAGAAUUCAAGAAAAAAAGAAACUGAUUUAAAAUCUCUUUUCUACCUGACGGGAAAUAAACUUUUUUUUACGAGAUAUUUUGAAAGAGUCUUCUAGGAUUCCGUUAAUACUAAUAAUGAUCUAAUGAAGCAGAAGCUUCUCAUGUCAUCAGUUCAUCGGUGAGGGACGACGUUCUGCAGCGGAUUAAUCCAGCUUCUGUUUAGAGAUCAUGACAACAAAUCAGCUUUUUGACUUCAAAGUUUUGACAAACAACUUCUAUGUUUAGUAAAAAAUAACAAAAACCGCUGUCUUUUCUUUUUUUUGGAUGUUUUGUUUUAUUCAAGUGUUUCCUGAUGUAGCCCCGCCUUAAAGCAUCCCCUGCUUAACGACCUGUCAAUCAGUGUGUUGCCCCGCCCUGUGUCUUAACGGUUUAUACUGUAAACGGGUCGUAUUAUAGUGAGAAAAAGUAAAGAAAUAAUUAAAGGUGAAGAACAAAACAAAUAGCACAUACAAGUAAA